AUGGCGUCAAACCCAGAAGCCAUGCGCAAGCAACAAGACUUGCAAACGCAGUACAGCAAUUAUAAAAACACGCUUCAGAGUCUCGCCCAGAAAGUGGGAGAAAUUGAGCAGGAGAUCGAGGAGCACAAGCAAGUACCACAAGCUCUGGACGGGCGACAGAAACUCAUUGAGGGGAACCGCAAAUGCUUUCGUUUGAUCAAUGGUGUCUUGGUGGAGCGGACAAUUGAAGAUGUCCUGCCCGCGCUGAGCACCAAUUCAGACGGCUUGAAGCAGGUCCUGGAAGAACUGGUUAAGCAAUACAAGGCAAAGCAGGAUGAGCUGGAUAAGUGGAAGGCAGAAAAAGAACAACAUUCAAGUGGUGCAGAACUGAGUCUUGUGAACCGAUGCUUCCUCAGGCAGUCCACAAGCUAA
This is a messenger RNA of Cyphellophora europaea CBS 101466, 411 nucleotides long. RefSeq lists its product as uncharacterized. Gene Ontology annotation, biological process: protein folding. The coding region runs from base 1 to 411 and encodes 136 amino acids. The transcript is spliced from 4 exons. Lineage: Eukaryota; Fungi; Ascomycota; Eurotiomycetes; Chaetothyriales; Cyphellophoraceae. Gene Ontology annotation, molecular function: protein folding chaperone. The record is from RefSeq and is a predicted model, not a curated record. Gene Ontology annotation, cellular component: cytoplasm; prefoldin complex.